UGGAGCAGGUCACGUCUAUACCAGGAGCUUGGCUUUAAUGCUGAAGCUUGCCUUGCAUAAAAGUCCGGUAAAGUCAAAACUAUACCGCGUCCUCUUUUUGCUCAAACCGCACAUAACAUUUUAUCGUUACCUCUUUUCUUCAUUUUCCGGUAGGAAAAUUGUUGGGAAUCGAGCCAAUCUAUUCUCUUCCCUCCAUCCAAACUAGCACUUUUAUCGUUAAUUAACCGACCACAAUAUCUGAACUUUCUUUGCUGUUUUGUUUCUUUCAAAUUUCAUGUUUUCUGUUUUUUUUUUUCUUAUUAUUAUCAUAUGGAAAGAAAACUUGAGAUGUUUUAGAAACCUCAAAGUUCCAAUCUUUCUUGGAAUCUUACACCCAAGUGUGAUAAUUUUUGUUCAUGUUUCUCUUUUGACGUUUUCUUUGUUUUGUUUGUCUUAAAGUAGAAACUAUUUUUUUUUUCUCAGUAGCUUCUUGAGGUUUUUGUUAUAAAGGGUUGUGCUUUUCGAGGUCUUUUGAGACAAUUUUAGCUGUGAGAUUCGUUUAUAUUUUUGCUUCUUUUUUUUUUUUGUUUGGGGGGGGCGUCGCGCUUUUGCUUUUGAGGGUUUAAUAAUGGCUGCAGGGUCAACAGUUCGGUUAGUUCGUUGCCCAAAGUGUGAAAAUCUCCUACCAGAGCUUCCUAACUAUUCUGUAUACCAGUGCGGUGGUUGUGGUGCUUUUCUUCGAGCAAAGAAGAAAGCGGCUAUAAAUGGUCUAUUAGAGAAGCGUGAAAAGAAGAGGGAUGAAGAAGCCCGAGAGGGUUUUGAGAAAUUGCAGAGUUUGUCAGAGAAAGAAGAUGGUAGUAAUUUAGGCAUUGCAUCUGAGGCUGAGUUGGAGAGUGAUAUGGUUUUUCUUGAUAGGAGAAAUGUGAGUGUCUUUAGAGAAAGAACUGCCGAAUUGGUCAUUAGUUCUUCAUUGAAUAUAGAAAACAAAGAAACUUCCAUUGAUAGCAGCAAUGGAACUGUGAAGGAACAAAUUUUGGGUUAUGAAAGAGGUGCAGAGAGAGGAAAUGGUUCUACUAAUAAUUAUAGGCUACCGCUGAAGCACCCAAUUGGGAAUAGGGCUGGCCGGGGUGAUAAUGAAAUGAACAUGAAUAAAGCCGAGUUUGUUAAUUCAAGUAGGGAAAAAGGUGUUGUAGAAAUUUCAGCCCAAGUUAAGGGUUCUGCUGGGUCUUUGAGGUCAAGGAUGAUUGCGGGCAAUUGGAGUUUGGAUAAAGAUGGCAUGGAGGGACCUUAUGCAAACCCCAGAAUGGCUGCUGAUCAGAGCAGUUUUGCGACUUUUGCUUCUUCUGAUGAGGGACCUUCAAACUAUUGCUUGAGCUCUUCUUCUUAUGGAUAUGGUAAAAUGGUGAAGAAUUUUGAUGACCUGGAUGGGUCUAAUAGAUUUGCACGCUUAGAGCAGAAUCGAGCUGAGUUGCUUAGGAAACUGGAUGAGUUGAAGGAACAUAUCUGCAGAAAUGGUUCUGCAGCUGAGAAACAAAGUGAAGGGGCCUUUGGUGCUUACCAUGAUAGUGCUACUUACAAUGUUCCGGUGAAACCUUUAGCUCCAGAUAAGCAUGUCCAAAGAAACCCUUACUUUAAGCAACAUGGCCGUGAUAUAGAUAUGCAAAACUUUUAUUUUCCUCCAAAUCACGUUGCAAAUGAAUUUCCGGUUUAUGAGGAUCCCAUUCAACUAAAAUUACCCAGGAUGAGUUCCCAUCAACCACCUGGUCAGUAUUGGCAGCAAACUCCUGCUGAUUACGUGCUAGAGGAAUACAGGGAUUUCAACCAAGAACAACGCAUUGCAUCUUAUCCUUGUGGAACACCAUAUCAAGAUCCUCCUUGUGCAUGUUUCCACUGCUACAACAAUAAUCGACAUGUUUCUUCACGAGUCCCAGUCUCUGUUUUUGGCAAUAAAAAUAUUUUGAAGGACCCAACUGAUUCCCACUUCAACUACCGUGUCAAUCCUAUCACAUUUGGGUCAAAGAAAUGCAAACCUCAAGCCAAUCCUCCUAAAUUUCACGCACAAGAUCCACAGUCACAUGGUAGUUGGCCUAGUGACCUCGAUUCAGAUGUGAAUGUUUUUCAUCAGAGGCGUCCAAGGAGGGUGGUUGUAGCUCGUGGAAAUGUGCGUCUUUGCCAUCCUAUUGCGGGUGGUGCCCCAUUUAUAACAUGCUCCAGUUGCUUUAUGUUACUAAAACUGCCAAGAAAACUUAAAGCAAGGGAGAAAAAUCAGCAGAAACUGCAAUGUGGUGCCUGCUUAACAGUAUUCUUGUUUGAAAUUAAGAACAAGCAGCUAAUUAUUUCUAUUCCCACUGAAAUGAAGCAAAUAUUGGCUGGAGCAAAUGAAGGCUCUUCUGAGGUCUCAAAAGAAGUCCCUUCAAUUCCUCAUGGUGGUUUUAUUGCCCAAGGAAUGGAUUGCUCUGUAAAUGUUGAUAAUCCUGGUCAUGAUUUCCAGACAUCAGAUUUCAAAAGAAAUAUCCUGUCAGAAGUCCAGAGGCUGAAAUUAAUUGAAUUUGAGAAAAGGCAGCACCUUUCCCUAUCUCCCAUAUCUUCUGGGGAAGAAGAGGACCUGGAUAGUGUGAUUGUUAAGAGAGUUGUUUCCUACAUUCCUGAGCUGCCCACAAAAGAUAACGCAUCUCCAAAAUUUCCAGGUUUACCUUUAUCAGAGAGUUUGGAUGACGUCUCAUCUAAUAAGGAAGAAAACAGACAUGGGAAAGGAAACAAGAGUAAUGGAUCAGACCAUGAAAAGGUUAUACUUGACAAGAGUACUUCUCAACAGAAAUCGGUGAAAGAUGCAUCAGAAACUGAAGUGGAAGUUUCUUUCACUGAAUACCUAAGUACUAAUUUAUCUCAAGACUCUAUGGAGAUGAGUGAAGAAAAAGACCAGUCUAGGAUCAACAAGGGAAGCGAAUCAUUCCUGGUGGGUCUCCUCAGGAAGGGCUUUGGGGAUUUCUCAAGAUCUAAACACCACGUGGAGGGUGAAACUGAAGAAUCUAAUAUUUCUGUUAAUGGGCAACCUAUUCCAGACAGUAUGGUGAAAAGGGCUGAAAAGCUAGCUGGGCCAAUUCUUCCUGGAGAUUACUGGUAUGAUUUUGAAGCUGGAUUUUGGGGUGUGAUGGGACAACCUUGCCUUGGCAUAAUUCCUCCUUUUAUUAAGGAGUUUAAUUAUCCCAUGCCAGAAAAUUGUGGUGCUGGAAACACCAGUGUCUUUGUCAAUGGGAGAGAACUUCAUCAGAAAGAUUUAGAUCUACUUGCCAGUAGAGGACUACCAACCACAAGUUAUAAGUUCUAUACUGUUGGAAUUUCAGGGAGAGUUCUUGAAAAAGACUCUGCUAAAGAGCUAAACAGCCUUGGUGAACUCGCCCCUACGGUCCAGAAGCUGAAGCGAGGAUUUGGGAUGAAGGUUCCAAGAAGAAAGCCUGUCUGAUCAGUAACAUUUUAGUUUAAUAAUCUUGUUCAGCUGUAAAUAUGAAGGCAGUCACCCCUUGUAUUUAUUUGUAUGUGUUCUAUUGAUGCCUGAAAGUGCGCUUUCUUCGCAGCAAAUGCUAAUGUCAAAUUCCUGAUAUGCUUGCUUGUACUGACAUGAUAUUUUUGACCUCAAAUACGAACUAGUUUGUACA
This is a messenger RNA of Hevea brasiliensis (rubber tree), 3635 nucleotides long. RefSeq names its product protein ENHANCED DISEASE RESISTANCE 4. The coding region runs from base 608 to 3442 and encodes 944 amino acids. Lineage: Eukaryota; Viridiplantae; Streptophyta; Magnoliopsida; Malpighiales; Euphorbiaceae. Gene Ontology annotation, biological process: regulation of defense response to fungus. The record is from RefSeq and is a predicted model, not a curated record. The transcript is spliced from 5 exons.